This is a messenger RNA of Ogataea philodendri, 291 nucleotides long. RefSeq lists its product as uncharacterized. Bases 1 to 291 code for a protein of 96 amino acids. The transcript has a single exon. The record is from RefSeq and is a predicted model, not a curated record. Lineage: Eukaryota; Fungi; Ascomycota; Pichiomycetes; Pichiales; Pichiaceae.
AUGAACUGUUCAGGGAUGCGAGUGCUUGGUGUAGCUGUCAAUGGGAUCUGGGACUUCCAUUGGCCAACGUUGGUGAUCGGAUUUGGAAUAGUAUGUUCUUUCUUCAACUCGGCCAAAAUGGACGUGAUGAACUGUGCUUUGUGUUUGAAGUUAGGAACUAAUGCUGUAAAUUCGUCGUCAAGCAAAGAAUCUAAAACAUGUUCGUCCACUGUGGUCUCCUCUGUGAUCUUCUUCUCGACCAGGCUAGUGAGCUCGUUUGAGCUGACCUCGGAAGAAUCGUACUCGGGGUAG